AUGGUGCUUGUAAUUAUAAGUUUCUUGAUAGCAGUCUUUGCAACAUUAUAUGCAAUGGAUAUAUGGCCAUUUGAAGAAACGAUGUCUACAAAUAGCACAACUGAAUCUAGCUUAGCCUUAGCCAAAGAUUCUAUAGUGAAAAAUGUAUCUAGUGCACUAGAGAAUACUGAUACUAAAAAAGCAGUUUACAAUGUAACUGGUUCUGUGGAAAAUGGAUACAAUAUUACACAACAUGUGGAGAAAAAUGUCUCUAGCACAACAAAGAUUCUGCCUACUACACUAACAGAUAUAAAAGCCACUACUGUGGCAUCAGGCACAACGACCAAUGCAGAAGCCACUACUGAAUUAUUAAGUAAAGGAGUCACUGACUCCAUUAUAGCAUCAAGCGAAGGUGUUACACAACCUACUGAAUUAUUAAGUGAAGGUGUUACACAACCUACUGUAGCAUCAAGUGAAGGAGUCACUGACUCUACCGCAGAAAUAAGCGAGGGUGUUACUCAAACCAUUACAGCAUCAAGCGAGGGUGUUACUCAAACCAUUGCAGCAUCAAGCGAAGGGGUUACUGAUCCCAUCGUAGUAUCAAGCGAGGGUGCUACCCAACCUACUGUAGCAUCAAGCGAGGGUGUUACUCAAACCAUUACAGCAUCAAGUGAAGGGGUUACUGAUUCAACUGCUAAAAUAAGUGAGGGAGUUACUGAUCCAAUUGUAGCAUCAAGCGAAGGGGUUACUGACCCCAUCGUAGCAUCAAGCGAGAAUGUCACUCAACCUACUGUAGCAUCAAGUGAGGGUGUCACCGAUCCUAUUGCAGCAUCAAGUGAAGGUGUUACACAGCCUACUGUAGCAUCAAGCGAGGGUAUCACUGAUCCCAUCGUAGCAUCAAGUGAAGAGGCUAUCCAACCUACCAGUACAAAGAACAUAGCUGUAAGCCAAAGUAAUAGUGAUGCUGUAAAUUCUACACUAACAAGCGAGAGUGUUAUUGACCAAACUGUAGCAUCAAGCGAGGACGUUACUAAAACCAUUGCAGGAUCAAGCGAGGGUGCUACCCAACCUACUGUAGCAUCAAGUGAAGGUGUUACUGAAACCAUUGCAGAAUUAGGUGAAGGAGUUAAUAAAACCACCGCAGAAAUAAGCGAAGGAGUUGCUAAAACCAUUGCAGGGUCAAGUGAAGAAGCUGCUAACUCUACCAGUCCAAAGAAUAUAACCGCAAGCCAAGGUAACAGUGAUACUGUAAAUUCUACACUAACAAAUGAGGGUGUCACUGACCAAACUGUAGCAUCAAGUGAAGGUGUUACUGACCCUACCAGUGCGAAGAAUAUAACCGCAAGCCAAGGUAACAGUGAUACUGUAAAUUCUACACUAACAAGUGAGAGUGCUACUAACCAAACUGUAGCAUCAAGUGAAGGUGUUACUGACCCUAACAGUGCAGACCAAGAUUUCUUAAAUAGUUUAAUUGCUAAGAAGAAAGCUAAUUGUGAUAGUAUAGCAAGACUUAAGACAGAGAAUGCACAAAUAAAUAAUCGUAUAGGCAAUUCUAGCAAAAAUGAUACUCAUGCCUCGAAACCCAAGAUCAAUGAUAAUGUUCUGACAAUGGAUUUGAACCAAAACAAUACAGCUUAUAGUACUGGUGCAGUCAAGCCUGAAUUAUCUAUGCCAAAAAACAAUCUGUCUUCUUCUACUAUGAACAAUCCAAUUUAG
Molecule: messenger RNA, 1695 nt
Organism: Nematocida ausubeli
Lineage: Eukaryota; Fungi; Microsporidia
Exons: 1
Coding region: 1-1695 (564 amino acids)
Source: RefSeq, a predicted model, not a curated record